CUAGAGCUAUACUCGUGUAUCCCUCAUUAUCCUCCCUACGAGCGUGGAAGAACCUCUGGCACCACGGUUAGGCAUCCAGGGUACUAGAGCUACAAUCCUAUCAUGAAAUAAAUGUGUCCGUCGAAAAGAUAAUUGCACAUCCGAGCAAUUUUCACGUCAAUGUUGUGACGCACAUAAUUGCUUACGUUACUCGCAAAAAACAUCCUGUCUGACUGUUAAUUAUGGAAGAAUCAUUUUGCUUACGGCUGUAGUUGUUGAUAAUGGAUCAGGUAUGUACAAAACAAAUAUGGUAAACUCCGUUCGUAAUAUAUUCUAGUUUUCGACUACGUUUUACCAGGAAUGAAGGUUAUAUUACAACGAUAUUUAUAGGUGAGGAGAUCAAAGUAAUUUGAUAUAUACAAUAAAAUUAGAAGAGAUUAAUAUUUAACCCAUUGAGCCCCAGUGCGCCCUACUUAUUUUUUUACUUGUCUAACGCCAGAUGAUUUUACUUGUCAAAGGGGAAGUUCUGCAGCUUAAUGGGUUAAUAGAGAAUUUAUAGUUAAAUAUUAUGAUCUCUUGGCAUACGAUUAAAGACCAUUGAUCAGAUCUUGAAUUUGGGGGAUCUCGCUUGAUAGAACCAACAGUUCAAUGGAUUUUGUAGAUGGGAAUUUCAAGCAGAAGGUUAUAUGCCGAUAGAAUUUGAAGCAGCGAUCUGUUUUACUGAUAUAUUGACUUUUACAUCCAGGACAAGUAAAUUUGUCAUUUUUCCUGUACAGGUGGAUGUAUCAAUCAAACAGAUUGUUUCUUAGGGUCGGGUGGUUUAUCGAAGAAAAAAACAACAAUUUUUUUAAAAACCAGAUUCAAUCAAUUUUUCUUUUGACAAAAAAAUCGGGAAAAUACUUGAAACUUGCAGAAACAGCGCGCGAAGCAUAGAGUAUUUGAGGAUCAUCGAGCGAAAAUAAGACCGAAAUAUUCGUAAUUCGCAACGGAAAUGGCUGCCAUAUUUUUUCCCAGUGUUUCCACAUGAAAUUUCCUUUAAAUUUUCAUAAGGAAAUUUUCAUUAAGAACAUCGGGGUUUUUUUCAGACGGUUUUUACCCUAACCGCCCGACCCUAUUGCUUCUUCUACACCAGAAUCAAACAAAUCUGAAAUCUCAACAAAUGACAACAAAUCUGAAAUCUCAAUCACAUUGUCUUGGACAUUGUGCGAACAUUUUCAACAUAUCAAAUCUAUUUUCCAACUAUAUCCUGACGAUAAAACUAACUCAACUCCAAUUUGUAUGUAUACUACCAGAAUUUAUAUUUAAUAACUGUUUCUGUGUUUGAGGAAACAUGUCUGGUACAGACCCCCAUUGCACUGACAUCACAAAUCCUUAGAGUGUCCUCCAGAUGCUCCCUAACAGUAUCUGUUCGGGUACAACAACCACAUACAGCACAAAUUUUAAUACAAAAUUAUUAUAAAGUUUUACAAAAUUUGCUUUGUUUGCAAAAGUUAUAUUAUGCAUAGAUUGGUAAUUUCUCCUCCAGAUGCAUCAUCACCGGCACUGUGACGUCAUGUGCAAUGGGUCUAUAUAUGUACAGUGUUGGUUUAUAAAAUUUCUUUAAACAGGGCGGAUUUUUAAUCCCAGACUGCAAUAUUUAACUUUAUUUUAACCUUUAUAAUAAAGAUUCACAUUUUAUGUCUGAAGAAAUUUAAAACAAUACUGUGACUCUAAGAUUGUAAACAGAUCUGAUCAUUGGUCCUUAUUGCUUUUUAAAGAAUCGCUUGCCAUUCGACGUUUUAAACCUCAACUUAAUCACAGAACUAAGGCAUCAAGAGAACUCAUGAUAUUUAGCUAUUUCUUUAUUAAUAUUAAUCUCUUCUAUAUGUCCUGUAAAUAUUGUUGUAAUGUAACCCAGCGUCAUUCCUGAUGAUGACUAAAACGUAGUCGAAAGCUAGAAUAUAUUAAUGUUCCUUUUCAGAGUUACCGUUGUUUUGCAUUUUGCAAAAAUACUAAAUGGUUCUCUUUGAUCAGGUAUGUGCAAAGCUGGUUUCGCCGGCGACGAAUCGCCAAAAGCUGUUUUUCCCUCUGUUGUCGGUCGUCCUCGCCAUCAAGGUGUGAUGGGGCAGAAAGAUUCGUAUGUUGGCGACGAGGCCCAAAGCAAAAGAGAUAUCCUUACCUUGAGAUACCCCAUCCAACGUGGCAUCGUCACAAACUGGGACGAUAUGCAAAAGGUAAGUUUUUGUGCUUUGUUUUAUGUUUUUGCUUUGGCUUGUGGGUAACGCCCAUUCUUCUAUGUGUUUUAGAUCUGGCAUCACACAUUUUACAACGAACUCCAAGUAGCACCAGAAGAACACCCCGUCCUCCUUACAGAAGCUCCCUUAAUCCCAAAAUCCCACCGAGAAAAAAUGACACAGGUAUUAAAAUAUACACGUUUAAUAGCCAUAUUUGUACUUUUGUAGAUUUAUGAUAAGAUUGCUUCACAGUCAUCUAGUUACUUCUGAUGUUAAGUGUUUUAUUUAAGAGACAAGAAUAUGCAUACUUUUAAUUUAAUAUGCCCUGGAAAGAUGUGACACUGUAAUCAGUUCCAUUUUUUAAUUAGUUAAUUUCAAUCUAAAAUGAUGACUAUUUGACAAAGAAUUGAUUAUAUUCUUAUAUUUUACAGAUUAUGUUUGAGACAUUCAACACCCCAGCUAUGUAUGUAACCAUCGGAGCUGUGUUGUCUCUGUAUGCUUCUGGUCGCACCACAGGAUUUGUGUUCGACAGUGGUGAUGGUUUCUCCAACGCUGUACCAAUCUACGAAGGUUAUGCCUUGCGUUAUGCCAUCCUUCGUCGUGAUUUGGCCGGUGGUGAUCUUACCGAUUACCUCAUGAAAAUCUUGACGGAGAAAGGUUACUCAUUCACCACGACCGCUGAAAGAGAAAUCGUCCGUGAUAUAAAGGAAAAAUUAGCCUAUGUCGCUCUCGAUUUUGAGCAAGAAAUGCAAACAGCUGCAACCAGUUCUAGCUUGGAGAAGGCAUACGAGCUUCCUGACGGUCAAGUUAUCACCAUUGGUAACGAGCGAUUCCGAUGCCCAGAAGCACUCUUCCAACCAUUAUUCCUUGGAACGAAAUAUGCUGGUAUCCAUGAAACCUGCUAUAACUCCAUCAUGAAAUGCGAUGUCGAGAUGAGAGAAGAUCUGUAUCCUAACAUCGUGUUGUCUGGUGGUUCUUCUAUGUUCCCUGGUAUUGCCGACAGAAUGCGAAAAGAGAUCACUUCUCUCGCUCGACAUAGAGUGAGAAUCAAGGUUAUCACUCCACCAGAAAGGAAAUACUCUGUCUGGAUUGGCGGCUCCAUCUUGGGUUCCCUCUCGACCUUCCAACAGAUGAGUAUCUCCAAACAAGAAUAUGAGGAAAUUGGUCUAUCUAUCGUUCACCAAAAAUGCUUCUAAGUUUAGUGACUUUCUUCUAAUUAUGCAGGAUAACAUUUAACGAACUGCGGUUGUAAAAUUUAAGAUAAUUUUGUUCUGAAUAAUUAACCAAAUUGUUUAUAUUUUUUGGAGAAGAGUGCCUUGGAGGUAGUAGCCUGCGGUCCCUAAACUCGGGCAAGCCUGGGAAUGGAGGUAGUGACAGUCUGUACAGUUCAACAAGUGACAGAAUUAGAUUAUACACAAAACUUUGAAAAUUUAAUUUAUAAUUGUUGGCUUUUCGAUUCUAGAUUAUGUUAUUACUAAAAUCACUAAACUGGCCACAUCCCGCUAAGAAUUUCAAACGGGGAAAGACGUUUGAUAAUUCCAAAUUCAAUUUUCGUUCAAUCAUGUGAUCAAAUUGUUUCAUCAUUUUGGUCACAUGACUUCACGAUUUUGUUAUCAAUUUAUUUUUGUACAUGAGUUUCUAAUUUUAUUAUCCAAUCAGGUGCGUAGUUUUGAAUUAAACGUCAGAAAUUCGGCAAACGAAGGUCAAUGCAACAGAAUAUAUGAAAUAUUCGUUUUAUGUUCAUUUUAAAGUUCCAUAAUCGCAAUGAACAAUCUAUCUAGUAUCUAUCUUAUAAUAUGAUCUCCCUUUUAGCAAAAAUAUGAUCUCCAUCUUGUAAUAUAAUGAGUUGUUUCGACGUUGACUGGGAAUAAUUAGCACUGUCAAAUCGUGAAGUCAUGUGACCAAAAUGAUGAAACAAUUUGAUCACAUUAUUGAACGAAAAUUGAAUUUGGAAUUAUCAAACGUCUUUCCCCGUUUGAAAUUCUUAGCGGGAUGUGGCCAGUUUAGUGAUUUUAGUAAUAUAUUAUGUUGGACACUUGUCGGUCCAUUGAGUUAAUGCAAUCAGAUUUGCAUAUGUAACGUUUGAAAGCUUAGCCAAUCAGCAUGCAGUAUUUUGGGGGGGAUUUUAAGCAGGGUUGCCAGUUUGGCGUUAAAAGAGCCAAAUUUCUCGUUUGGCUUCUUUCUAUUUUUUGGCUCUUUGGCUUCUUUUCGAAUAAAUACUGAAAUAAGCAACUUUUCAAAAGUAGUCUGCCAUCCAUCAGUAAAAGUUAGUUAUAAACUCUGCUAUGUUCGAUUACAUUAUCCAUUUAUCCGGGAUUCCGGAUGUACGCAAAUAUUCGAUCAGAAUUAGUACCAUCUCCCUGGGCUUACACGGUUCGCCCCGAACGGCGGGAAAACGAAAAUUAUAAAAUACUUGUUUUUUCUUUACUGUUUUUCGGUGUUGAACGCUUGAAUACGGAAGAUUUACUCUAAAUUUCGAUUUUGGCUUCUUUGUCUUCUUUUGGCCGGAUUUGGCUACUUUUUACGUAUCAUUUGGCUCUUUCGGGCUCAGACCACCUGGCAACCCUGAUUUUAAGAACAUGAAGUAUAAGCACGUGUGGCAUUUUCAAAAUAGUUCAAACCAAAAUUUUAAGACAAUAUACUUUACUUUUAAACUUGUUUAAAUUGUCAAAAGCCUGCAUUGCUCUCGCUGUUGAAGGUUAAAGUUUAUAUGGAGAAAAGAAGUGAAUAUUUCUCUCGUUUCAAUUUGUUUAAAACUGGACAUUUUCCGCGAAGGAGAGGGAGCCAUAUUUUAUACUCCAUGUUGUUUUUACGCUUUGGAAAACUAUGGGGUAAGACAAAUUAUAUCAUUUUGUUGUUGCAUUUGCAGUGUAGUUUAGAAAUAUAAAGAGUUUGACUAUAUCAGUAUUUGGGACGUUUAUACAGCAAAUGCUGGUACAAUCUAUUAG
Messenger RNA from Paramuricea clavata, 5140 nucleotides. The record is from the annotation of a GenBank genome assembly. Lineage: Eukaryota; Metazoa; Cnidaria; Anthozoa; Malacalcyonacea; Plexauridae.